AUGGCGCUAUACGGGACGUCUGAUGCCUUGAUGUGCAGGGCGUUCCCGACAACCCUGCGAGGCCUAGCCCGAGCGUGGUACAGCAAUCUGAAGACCGCGACCAUCGCCUCUUUCGACCAGUUGGCCAGGGACUUCGAGCUUAACUUCCUGGCUCACACCAAGCCGAAGCCGUCAGUGGCAAUGCUCCUCGGGCUCAACCAGAGGGAGGACGAGCCCCUUUCUCACUUUGUGAACCGCUUCACCACACAAAUUCGCGGGCUGUCUGAUGCUCACCCUUCUUUGAUGAUGCAGGCAUUCAUGAUGGGCCUGCGCCCUACCCGAUUCUUUUGGUCUCUGGUGGAGCGACCCCCCACUUCGGUACCCGAAAUGUUGCAGCGCGCGAACCAGUUCAACGCUGUUGAAGCAUGGAUGGUCGGGAGGCGCGACGAGCGCAAGAGGGUCAAGCCAAAGCAGUCCCAGCAACAACAGCCCGCUACCUCCCUGCGUAGGGCUGGCGGCCUCAACGAGGCGGUGCCUAGGUCCCCUCCCCCGGGCCUGAACUCCUCUCGGACCGAAAUAUUUCUCCACAUUAAGGAGAAAGGCCUUCUCAAAGACCCCCACCCGAUGAGGAGCCCGCGCGAACUCACGGACCGCUCUAAAUACUGCCGUUUCCACCGACAGCCCGGUCACGACACCGAGGAGUGUCGAGAAUUAAAAAGGCAAAUUGAGGAGCUCAUCCGCCGAGGGCACCUCGGCUCAUACCUCCGGCCAGAUAAGGAGCUCUCGCCACGCCCGGAGGGGCUCAACGAGUGGCACAUAGAUGUCAUAACCGGCGGGCCAGCGUCCGGAGGGAACUCCAUGGCGAGCGGAAAGGCAUACGCCAGGGCCUCCCGAGCCGAAGCUUCCAAACAUGAGAAAGGCCCCGAAGUCACCUUCCCGACCGGGGAACCCGAGCCAACCGAACAUGACGACGUGUUGGUGAUAUCUACCAGAAUCGCCAAUGCGCAAGUAAGAAGGAUCAUGGUCGACACUGGAAGCUCGGCCGAUAUACUUUAUUGGGACGCCUUCCAAAAGCUCGGCCUGGUAAAGGAGAACAUGAAGCUGGUAUGCUCAAUGCUCACGGGGUUCACCGGCGCCUCGAUCUCGUCACUUGGGGUUGUCACCCUGCCCCUAACUUUGGGAGUUUUCCCGAGGGCAAAAACAGUGAUGACCCCCUUUCUAGUGGUCGACCUCCCCACGGCAUACAACGCCAUCCUCGGACGGCCAACCCUCAACAAGAUCCGAGCCAUCAUCUCAACUUACUACCAAACCAUCAAGUUCCCGACCCGCGAUGGGGUCGGAGAAGUAGCGGGCAACCCCCGGGAGUUCAGGCAUUGCUACUUAACCGCUGUGUCGCUAAACAAGAGAGCAAGGGUCCAAUCCCCGCUGGAGGACCCCCGGGAGGGAAAGAAACCGACCCCCCGCCCCGAGCCGAAGGAAUCCACCAUCGACUUGCCGCUGAUCAAAGACAGGCCCAACCAAACAGUCAAAAUCGGGUCAGGACUGCCCGACCAGGAGCAACAGCAGCUCAUCGGCCUUCUGCAAGCCAACGCCGACAUCUUCGCUUGGACGCCAUCUGACCUGGUGGGAGUCCACCCGGAAGUCGCGCAACACCACCUAAACAUCUCGUCCGAUGCCCGACCGGUAAAACAAAGGCCCAGGCGGCAGGCCCCAGAUCGGCAACUUGUCGUCCGAGAAGAGGUAAGCCGACUUCUGGCGGCCGGUUUCAUAGCAGAGGCCAGGUACCCACAAUGGCUCUCCAAUGUAGUCCUUGUCAAAAAGCCUAAUGGAAGCUAG
Messenger RNA from Musa acuminata AAA Group (dessert banana), 1815 nucleotides. RefSeq lists its product as uncharacterized. Bases 1 to 1815 code for a protein of 604 amino acids. The transcript has a single exon. The record is from RefSeq and is a predicted model, not a curated record. NCBI's taxonomy places the organism in Eukaryota, Viridiplantae, Streptophyta, Magnoliopsida, Zingiberales, Musaceae.